This is a messenger RNA of Diatraea saccharalis (sugarcane borer), 3178 nucleotides long. The record is from the annotation of a GenBank genome assembly. Lineage: Eukaryota; Metazoa; Arthropoda; Insecta; Lepidoptera; Crambidae.
AUGAUGAAUAUUAAGGAAGUGAAGGACUUUGUAAAGAUGGUGCCUUCCGCCGUUGAAGAGAUAUGGCUUGAAGGACCACGAGGUGCAUGGGCUGGUACUAGAGCUGCGCAGUGGCGUAACGUACGAGUGCGCAUGGGCAUAGCACAAAUACAACAUUCGCUCGAUGAACUAGCACCACCAGGCAGAUGGAGUAUUCACGCUAGGCUGGGAGAUGGGACGCAGGGUUCGACAGCGUUCCUUGUCGGCAAUUACGAGCUUCCGCCGUUCCAGCUGAGUGUUCGUCACGCACAAAAAGUGUUGAGAACCAGCGAUCGCUUGGUUUGGACUGUCUGUGUUAGAUAUCCUUGGACUGAAGCUGUGGAGGGAAUGCUGGUGAUAAGGAUACGGGGAGCUGGCGGCACAUCAAUUGGCCACGAACCCACUGGUAUCCGGACUGUGGUCAGGAUAAAAGCACCUCGAGCAUGCCACAGACACGCUGCAGCGUCUAGGCGAAUAGGAUUAAAUGGAACAAGUCCUCCUGAUGUUGUAGUUGCUGAUUUUUCAUUCCAGGUGAAAGCGACUCGUUGGGACGACAAGCCGGCGAGUGGGGUGGUGGUGAGCGUGUGUCGCGGCACCAUGUGUCCCACCGCUGAGACCGACGCACGCGCAGGCUCUGUGCAUGCAGCCUUAGGACCUAUAAAGUCUGACACAGAAUCAGGAAAGACAGUCGUACCACUGUACAUCGACUUGAAUAACGUCACCAAGCCGUUGACUGUACACUUUGUGGUUAUAACUCGAGGAGGGAUUAUCUACAGAUGGGGUGCAACAACACAAUGCCCAACUACCAGUUCUUCCGAAUAUAUACCAACGACGUCCAGGGACAGUGAAUGUCAUCACGCAAAUAUAGCAACUCUCGACAGGAACUUGGCCAACUUCGACAGAAACAUGGCCAACUUCGAUACUAACUUGGCCAAUGCCGACAGAAAAUUCGACAACUUCAAUAAAAUCUUGACCAAUACCAGUAAAUUUGAAUCAGAUUCGUUAUUAGACAGACAUUUACUUAGAGUGAUGUUACCUAUCAAAGUGACACAUCAAAUGUGUCCAGAUAGUCAUUUAAUAGCUUAUUUCUAUUAUAAUGGGGAGCUGAUUAGUGCUAACAAGCAUUUCGACUUGGACGAGUGCUUUAUAAACAAAGUGGAACUAACUUGGCCAUCGAGACAGGUGGCUCCAGGAUCCGUUGCAAGUCUUCAAAUUUCCACCACAGGGCCAGCUCUGUGCGCCUUAACAGUUUUAGACUCUGCUGCUAAAUGGAACCAGCCAUCGACAUCAGUGAAAGAUUCUCUCAUGUCAGGGUUAAGAAGACUGAUAGAGAGUCAUAGGAAUUUGACGGAAUAUGACGCAGCUGGAACGUGUUUCCUAACAUCGGAUAUGUCGGAGUUACCAACGAGUAGCGUAGAGUUGACUUCAUCAUGGUUAGCAGCCGCUGGAGUGAGAGUAAUAGGUGGAGAAAUGACUCGUCUCACGAAGAACAAGUGCGCGGCUGGACCAGCGCCUCUCAUCGACGAUGCAACUGUACCCAGGAGCGACUUUUCAGAAGCAUGGCUAUGGCGCUUGGCAGCAGUAGGCACAAACGGUACCACUACUGUAGCGGGCAGAGCUCCAGAUAGCAUCAGCAGGUUCGAAGCUGCAGCUACUUGCAUCUCUAGAACGGGACUUGCUUAUUCCACGCCAGCUGUACUGCAGGUGUUUCGCGAGUUCUUCAUUCAUGCCGACAGUCCACAAAGAUUAAAGAAUGGAGACUCUACAAUCAUCCGAUAUCGUCUUUUUAAUUACCUCUAUGAAUCUUUAAGCGUACAAAUCCAAAUUCUACCAGAUUCGAACCUAGAAGGUCCUGUAGAACGCGUAGAAGCCGUAUGCGUAGGCGCACGAUCUUCCAUCGCGAGACGCGUCGAGAUAACAGCUAAAUCUGCCGGCGACGCUCGUCUCAGUAUACGAGCCAAAUCAGUCCAAGACGGCAACUGUGCUAACAGCACAAUCGGGAGAGCUGGCGUUAGGUAACAAUCCAGUCUCUAAUUUUUUAAAUAUUAAAACAUCCAUUUUUCUGAUGUUACAUUAUAUUAGCAAUCGUCUACAUAUAAGAUCAACUAACACAUUGUUGGAACUUGGAAAUACAAAAAGGGCAUCAUCCAAAACGUGCCAAAUUCUAUAAUUCUUUGUCCAACAUGGAUUAAAUUGUAAAGUAAUGAAUGCGAAAUUAAUCAAAAUAUAAUUAUUAGAAAAAAAUUCUCAUCUUUAUCGAAAGUUUCAAUAUUUGUAUAUUUCUUUCGGCUGUUUGGAUCCACCCAAACAUUGAUGAGAAUAGGCACUGUAGUAGCGAAAAGUGACAAGUGCUUGAAAGAUUCGUCAGUCCUGUUAGGUCCUGGGUAGCUCAGCAGUUAGAGCAGUCGCCCGGAUUGCGAAAGGGCGUGGGUUCGAUUCCCGUCUCAGGGUGCCAGGGACCAAGUGGAUUUUUUAAGCAUUUUCUAUUAAGAAUAUGUUUUAGUAUAGCAUUGUGAAUGCGAAAUUAAUCAAAAUAUAAUAAUGAAGUAAAUUUUCAGAACUGUCAAAUAUAUGGUAGCUUUGGUAUUCAUUAUAUUUUUCAGUGACGAGGUGAUCAUCCAUAUGACCAUUGAGCCUGAAGGGAUACUCCAGCAAGAACACAAGUCUAUACUACUUUGUGGUAGAGGUGAGUCAUCAAUGUAAGCAAUUAUAGAGAAUAUGCAAUUAUAAAAAGCAAUUUAAAAAAAAUUUGCAUUGCAUAUAAAUCAGAUAGCCCUGAAGCUAGUACCUCGGAAGUAACAUGGUCCUGGAAUCCAGUCGAGGCUGUCUCUGGCACUGAGGCACUUGUAGUUUGGGCCUCUGGUGAUCUCACUGGACCAUUACUUGCAGUAAGUUGAUCUCUGUUUUAACCACUUUAUAACUCUGUACCUUUAGUACGAAAAUUGACGAUUCGAGCUCAUAUGUAAAAUUUUUAUAUCAAUUUUAAACUUAAACUGAACUAAGAUUUCUCAUAUUUGAUAUUUGUAAUCGAUAGUUUAGGGCGCCGGGAACGUUUUUGUUUUUUUUUUUUUUAGCAUGUGGUGGUUUUCAAACCAAUAAAACGACAUAAAGUUCAAUAACGGUUUGUACUGUCUGGCGAUCACAGAAAACAUAAAAUACA